This is a messenger RNA of Rhinichthys klamathensis goyatoka, 6539 nucleotides long. RefSeq lists its product as uncharacterized. Gene Ontology annotation, biological process: DNA integration. Gene Ontology annotation, molecular function: nucleic acid binding; zinc ion binding. The transcript has 2 exons. The record is from RefSeq and is a predicted model, not a curated record. Lineage: Eukaryota; Metazoa; Chordata; Actinopteri; Cypriniformes; Leuciscidae. Bases 435 to 6374 code for a protein of 1979 amino acids.
AUUAUAUUUUUGAAGAUUUUCUUUGCACUCUUAGUUAUUUAACCUAUAGAGACCUUGAUUUUGAAAGGUGGCUUGCCGGAAAUGCGAACAGAUCGCUCGCGCACAGGAAGCGCGCAUACACAGAGAUUGCUGAUAGAAGGAGACACGGAACCAUGCGGUCACGGAUUCACGGAUGUGAAUUAUAUUAUUAAGGCAACUGUAAAGUUAAUUUAGGCAUCUAGUCGCUGUUUGUUUUUAUUUUAGUAGUAUUUGUUUUGCAUCUGUUGUUUUAGCACCUGGUUGGAAAGGAGUACAAGCUCUUACGGUGUUGUGACGGUGUUGUGACGGUGUUACGGACAAUAAACAGACAACAUCAGUGAGAGAGCGACUUUUCUUUAUUCAACCGGGCUGCUACAGUAAGAGCUUUAUCUCAUUGAUUCCAUUUGCUGAUGUAAAUGAUGACAGACCAUGGAUCCAAGUCGUGCACUCCUGUGAAAGAAAUGGAAGCAUUAAACAUCCUACCUUCUCAAAGCAAAGAUAAAGAUGAGGAGAUGGAAGAACAUUCUGAUGGUGUAAAGACAGAUGAAGUACGUCGCUCUGGUCGUGAACGAAUUCCAACAGAAAAGAUGCUCGCGUAUCAAAGAGAGGAGUCACAAAAGGCAGAGAGAAGGCUCAUGCGCGCAUAUGAGCAAUGGAAAGCUGAGGCUCGAAAGGCAAGAGGGCAGCUGAAAACGGACAUUUCCGAGAGUCAGCUAGCAACACUUAUAGACACAUUGGAAAACGAAAGAGACAAUGUAAUGAACGCAUACACGAGACUUCGAAGUAAUGUUACUCCUCCCAAUGAAACAAGAAGACGGAUUGAUGCCUGUGACGCUGUGACAAAGGAUAUAGUAAAGAUUGCUUAUGAGAGGAUCUCAGGUGUUGAUGGAGACAUAGACGGUGAAAGAGUAAGAGGAAGUCUUCGUGAAUUGCUUGAUCGAGAUUAUGCUCGCUCCGUCUAUGGUUCUACAGUCUCACGUAUCAGCUCCAAGUCAAGUACACCCAUAAGUCAACCUUCACUGAAUUCCAUGCUGAUGGCUAAACGAAUAGAGGCAGAAGCAGAGCUUGCAGCAAAGGAAGCAGAAUAUGCAACAAUAAUGGAGGAAAAAGAACAAAAGGAAAGAAUCCAACUUCUAGAAGAAAAGCAAAGAAGAGAACUUGAUGCACAAAGGAGUGAGUUUGAAAGAUUACAAGCGGUAAAGGAGGUAAGAGCAGCUAGAGCCAGACUAAAGGUGUAUGACAAGGAAGACAUCAUUCCCUUUGCUAAUCAGAAUGACGGGCUGCAGCAACCUGUAAGCACUCCCACACAAGACCCUGUGUAUUCAUCCUCCAUUGAGCCAACACUCAAUGCAAAAGCAUCAUCACCAACUCCCAAUGCUGAUGUGUCUUACCUUGCACAGGCUGUUCAAGACAGUAUAACGCUGAACAGACUUCCUAUGCCAGAGCCUACAGUCUUCAGUGGUGACCCCAUUCACUUUAUUGAAUGGAAGGCUUCAUUUCAAUCACUCAUCGACAAAAGACAUAUCUCCUCAGCAGAUAAGUUAUACUACUUGAAGAAGUAUGUCACUGGUUCUGCUCGGAAAACUCUUGAAGGCAUGUUUUACAGAAAUGAUGAGGAAGCCUACAAGGAUGCAUGGAAAAGACUUCAGGAUCGCUAUGGACAGCCGUUCAUUGUACAAAGAGCAUUCCGAGAGAAACUCGCAUGCUGGCCCAGAAUCCAGCCCAAGGAUGCUGAAGGACUCAGAAAUUUCUCAGAUUUCCUGAAUGCAUGUAAAGACGCUAUGCCUCAUGUUAAGGGACUGGAAAUACUGAAUGAUUGUGAGGAAAAUAGAAAACUCGUCAGUAAACUUCCUGAUUGGGCUGCUGCCCGCUGGAAUCGUCAAGCUACUCAAACACUGAGUGAGACUCAAGAUUUCCCACCUUUCCAUGAUUUCGCUAACUUCAUGUCAGUUGAGGCUGAGGUAGCCUGCAACCCAGUCACUUCCUUCUAUGCUCUUCACACUUCUGAAGCUAAUAAGGAUAAACAGAACCUCAAGGUUAGUAAGAACAAAGCCAAUGUCUUCCACACAAAGAUGAUCACACAACAUGAGAACCCGAAGCACGCUAGUAAAGUCUCUAAAUCAUGUCUGUUCUGUCAAAGCAGUGAACAUCAAAUUCAUGAUUGCUUUAAAUUCUCUGCAAAGUCUCUUGAACAGCGGAGACAGUUCAUAAAAGAUACUAAUCUGUGCUACGGAUGUUUGAAGCUCGGUCACAGUGCCAGAGAUUGUCGUUCCAGACAUAGCUGUGAUACCUGCAAGGGAAGACAUCCUACCUGCUUACACGAUGACAGCUUCAUUAGAAGGGUGAAGUCCUCCUCUGCCCAAAGCCCAGAGAACACACACGAAAAGGUUGUGACAACGUCUUCAAGUGUAGAAUCUGGAUGCACUUUUGCUAACACCUCAAUGAUUGUGCCAGUGUGGUUGUCCUCACAAAAUGACCCAGCCUCUGAGAAACUCGUCUAUGCUCUGUUAGACACACAAAGCGACACUGUCUUCGUCGAUUAUGCAGUAAGUCAAAGUCUAAAGGUUGACUCAUGCCCAGUGACACUUAGGCUCACUACCAUGGUUGGAAGAGAUUCGUUGAUAUCUAGUGAAAGAGUUUCCGGUCUUCGAGUCAGAGGUUUUAAUUCUACGGUAAUUCUAGACCUUCCCCCUGCAUAUACUAAGGAAUGUAUCCCUGUAGAUCGCACCCACAUCCCUACCAGUGAGACUGCCAGGUGUUGGAAACAUCUCGCUGCUCUGGCAGACCGAAUUCCCCUGCUUCAAGACUGUGAGGUUGGUCUAUUAUCAGGAUAUAAUUGUCCCAGAGCUUUAGCACCCAAAGAAGUGAUUCUUGGAGCAGACAAUGAGCCAUAUGCUGUUCGCACGGAUCUCGGAUGGAGCAUCGUGGGCCCUUCCUUGACACAUUGCGAGUCACAAAGCGGUGUUAGCAUGUGUCACAGAGUAUCUAUUAAGGAGAUUCCUUCUGUAACGCCAGCUGAUGUUAUCAAAUUGCUGGAGUCAGAUUUCAAGGAUACUAAAGAAAACACAAGAGUGGUGUCUCAAGAGGACAUUAUGUUCUUGAAUAAAAUGGAAGAAAACAUCAAAAUGAACGAAUACAGACAUUUGGAAAUGCCCCUCCCAUUCAAGAAAAGACCGUAUCUUCCAGAUAAUGAGCCUCUUGCUGUCAUGAGACUUCAACAUCUAAAACGGAGAUUAAUUAAGGACCAGGAGUAUAGAGAUCAUUAUGUGAAGUUCAUGGAAGACGUAAUAGAGAAUGGUGACGCAGAAAGAGUCAUUGAUGAAGGAAAGAAAGGAGAAAAAUGGUACAUCCCUCAUCAUGGGGUGUAUCACUCGAAGAAGCCAGGGAAAUUGCGUGUAGUCUUUGACUGCUCUGCCAGAUACAAGGGGUCCAGCUUAAACGAUCAUCUACUUACAGGACCUGACAUGAUGAACAGCCUGACUGGUAUUCUUUUGCGGUUCAGACAGUAUCCAGUGGCCUUAAUGUGUGAUAUUGAGCGGAUGUUUCACCAAUUCCAUGUUGACAAAGCAGAUCGAGAUUACUUACGAUUUCUGUGGUGGAAAAAUGGAGAUUUCGACUCACAGCCUCAAACGUUCCGCAUGAGAGUACAUCUUUUUGGUGCCUCGUCAUCCCCUGGAUGCGCUAACUACGGACUGAAACAUCUUGCAAGAGAAGGUGAACAUCUGUACCCCCUAGGUUCACAAUUCAUUAUGCAAGAUUUCUACAUGGAUGAUGGAGUCUCCAGUGUUGAAUGUGCAGAGAAGGCCAUCCAGUAUGUGCGAGAAGCUCGCCAGGUUUGCGCACUAGGAGGUUUAAGAUUGCAUAAGUUUGUGUCCAAUAACAAGGCAGUUUUGAAGAGUAUACCACCCUCUGAGUGUGCUGUGGACGUUACAGCUGUCAAUCUGUCCCUCACUGACCAGCCUUUGGAAAGAGCCUUGGGCAUUUACUGGCAUCUGGAACAUGAUAACUUCAGAUUUCGUGUCAACCUAAAGGACCAGCCAGCAACCCGUAGAGGCAUACUGUCUACAGUGGCCUCAUUGUUUGACCCCCUAGGGUUUCUUGCACCAUUCUUGCUCAAUGGAAAAGCUGUUCUGCAAGAAAUGUGCAGGAAUGGCAUGGGCUGGGAUGAUCCUUUACCUGAUGGUUUGCGGCCAAGGUGGGAGCAUUGGAAGGCUGAUCUUGAAAACUUAGAGGAGAUUAAGGUGCCUCGUUGUAUUGUGCCUGCUGGAUUUCAGAGAACCACAAAGAGAGAAAUUCAUCACUUCUCGGACGCCAGCACGAGAGGAUAUGGCCAGUGCUCAUACCUUAGGCUCGAGAACGAACAAGGUGAUGUCCAUUGUUCUUUGCUCAUGGCAAAAUCUAGAGUAGCCCCACUUAAGGUAACAACAAUCCCUCGGUUAGAGUUGACUGCUGCGGUUGUGUCAGUUGCUGUGAAUGAUAUGUUAAAGGAAGAAAUGAACCUUGCAGAUGCAGAGGCAUUUUUCUGGACUGACUCUCAAGUGGUGUUAGGCUAUAUAAACAACGAAGCUCGCCGCUUCCAUACGUUUGUCGCAAAUCGAGUUCAGAGAAUUCAUCACAGUACAACUCCUCAACAGUGGCGAUACAUUCCCUCAGAUGAAAAUCCAGCCGACUAUGCAUCACGAGGUAUGAGUGUCAAUGAUCUUGUCACUUCCAGCUGGUUCAGAGGACCGAACGUCUUGUGGGAAAGGCAAAUGGCUUCCCCUGUGGAUGUUAACACACAACUUCCAAUUGGAGACCCAGAGGUCAAGAAGGCUCAGUCACUGAACACGCAAACGGUACAGUAUUCCUGCUUAUCCAACCGUCUCACGAAGUUGUCCUCAUGGUCCAAAGUCAUCCAAGCAGUUGCACGUCUACUUCGUCAAGUCAGGAAAGACAAGUCAAGUGACCACAGUACAGUGGCAGAACGUGAGGAUGCUAAGUGCAUCAUCAUCAAGGACUUACAGAGUCAGACAUAUGAAGAAGAGAUAGCUUUACUCUGUAAGGGCAAGCAACUCUCACACAACAACAGGCUAUGUAAUCUAGAUGCUUUUGUCGACCACGACGGAUUGCUCAAGGUGGGAGGAAGGCUUUGCAACUCUUCUGUCCCUAACUCCAUUAAAUAUCCAGUAAUAAUUCCAAAGGAACACCAUCUUACAAAACUUCUGAUCGCCGAUUGUCAUGAGAAAACUGAGCAUCAAGGAAAAGGCUUGACUAUAAAUGAGAUCAGAUCAAGAGGAUAUUGGAUAACAGGAGUAAAUAGGACGGUAGCCUCCUUUGUACGACGGUGUGUGAGAUGUCGCAAGCUUCGCAGACCCACAGAAGAGCAAAGAAUGGCCAACCUGCCCUCAGAGCGUACAGAUCCAUCGCCUCCAUUCACGUACUGCGGAAUGGAUGUUUUUGGUCCGUUCAUCACCAAACAAAGCCGUAAAUCGUACAAGAGGUAUGGACUUCUCUUUACCUGUUUCUGUUGCAGAGGCAUCCAUAUUGAGAUGUUGGAUGACAUGUCCACGGACGCCUUUAUCAAUGGUCUGCGCUGUUUCUUCGCUAUCAGAGGAGCAGUUCGUCUAAUAAGGUGCGACCAAGGCAGUAAUUUCAUUGGAGCUAAGAAUGAGUUUGCUAAGGCCAUGAAAGAAAUUGACACCAAUCGUCUGGUAACGUUCUUAGCAGGAAAACAAUGUGACUUUGUCUUCAACGCACCCCAUUCAAGUCACACAGGAGGAGUUUGGGAGAGACAGAUUAGAACUGUGAGAAGUGUUCUUCAUUCAACUCUGUCCUUAUCUUCUGGAAGGCUUGAUGACUCUUCCCUUCGGACCUUCUUCUACGAGGCUAUGGCAAUUGUAAAUAGCCGACCGCUCACAGUAGACAAUCUGAAUGAUCCUAAGAGUCCUGAGCCUCUUACCCCAAAUCACCUGCUCACUUUGAAAACUACCCAAGCUUUACCACCCCCUGGCAAGUUUGUGAGAGAAGAUGUAUAUGCUCGCAAAAGAUGGCGCCAUGUCCAAUACUUAGCGGAGCAAUUUUGGGGCCGUUGGCAGAAGGAGUAUGUGUCUAACAUUGCAACAAGGCAACGCUGGCUUACUCCAAGAAGGAACAUGCAAGUUGGAGAUAUAGUCUUGGAGAAGGCAGACGAUCUGCCCAGGAAUGAGUGGCGCUUGGCAGAAGUUAUUGAGACAGUGGUUGACAAGGAUGGCUUGGUGAGAAGAGUGAAGAUACGUUUUGGAGACAGAAAACUGGGGAAGGAUGGUAAAAGUCUGAACAAACCUUCAAUAGUUGAUCGCCCAGUACAGAAGCUGGUCCUGCUGCUAGAGGCAGCCUGAUCUUCCUGACAUAUCCUUUGAUUUAGGCAGUUCAUAGUGGAAUAUGUUUCAGUUUUUCUUUUACAUCUAGCCUUAAACAUGAGUAAUUUAUUUUAGAAAUCAUUUGUGAUUAAAGUUUAAGAUUCAUAGUCACUCAUGAUUUGGUUGGAGUGUAAAUAACCUUCA